AUGGGCAGGGCGGCGAGGUGGCUGCGUGGCUUCCUGGGCGGCGGCAACAAGAAGGAGCAGAGCAAGGACCCGAAUAAGCCGAUAGCCGCCCCCGUCAGCAAUAACGCCAAGCGGUGGAGCUUCGGCAAGUCGUCGCGGGACUCGGCGGAGGCCGCGGCGGCUGCGGCCGCGACGGCUCAGCAAGGGGGGAACGCGGCGAUCGCCCGGGCGGCGGAGGCGGCGUGGCUGAGGUCGGUGUACGACGAGACGGAGCGCGAGCAGAGCAAGCACGCCAUCGCCGUGGCCGCGGCCACCGCGGCGGCCGCCGACGCGGCCGUGGCCGCCGCCCAUGCCGCCGUCGCCGUCGUGCGCCUCACCAGCAAGCAGGGCCGCGCCACCGCGCCUGUCGAGCACCGUGGCCCCGCCGCCGCGGCCGUCCGGAUCCAGACGGCGUUCCGAGGCUUCCUGGCGAAGAAGGCGUUGCGAGCGCUCAAGGCUCUGGUGAAGCUGCAGGCGCUGGUGCGAGGCUACCUGGUGCGCAAGCAGGCGGCAGCCACGCUGCAGAGCAUGCAAGCACUCGUCCGCGCGCAAGCCGCCAUGCGCGCCCACCGCGCCGGCGCGGCCCUCCCGCAGCUCAACCACUCCUCUUACCGUCCCCGCCGCUCCCUGCAAGAGCGGUACGCGGACGACACGCGGAGCGAGCACGGCGUGGCGGCGUACAGCCGGAGGAGCAUCGAGUCGGCGUCGUCGUACGGGUUCGACCGGAGCCCCAAGAUCGUGGAGAUGGACACCGGAGCCGGAUGCCGCCCCAAGUCCCGGUCCUCCUCCCGCCGGGCCAGCUCCCCGCUGCAGCUCGACCCCUGCGACGAGUACUGGUGCGCCAACAACAGCAGCAACAACCCCAUGUCCUCGCCGCUCCUGCCGCCGGCGCGCAUCGCCGUGGCCGCCCCGACGCCGCGGCACGGCCACUUCCCGGAGUACGACUGGUGCGCCAUGGAGAAGGCCCGCCCGGCCACGGCGCAGAGCACGCCGCGGUACAUGAGCAUCAACUUCAACGCCAACAACAACGCGCCGGCCACGCCGACCAAGAGCGUCUGCGGCGCCGGGGGUUACUUGUAUUCGUCGCUCAACUGCCCGGGCUACAUGUCGAGCACGCAGUCGUUCGAGGCCAAGACGCGGUCGCACAGCGCGCCCAAGCAGCGGCCGGAGCCGCCCCCCGCCAACGGCCGGAGGCAGCGGGUGCCGCUGAGCGAGGUGGUCGUGGUGGAGUCCUCCCGGGCCAGCCUCAGCGGCGCCGUCGGCAUGCAGCGGUCCUGCAACCGGGCGUCCACGACGCAGCAGGAGGCCUUCAACUUCAAGACGGCCGUCGUCGGCCGCCUCGACCACCACCGCUCGUCCGUCGAGAACGACCGGCAAGCGUUCCUGCAGAGGAGGUGGUGAUCCGGAGUUUCUGAAUCCAUCUCCUCUGCUUCAGCUUCUGCUCGACACGGCUGAUCAAAUGGCAGCACGUGAGACGACUGAGAGCUCUGCGCAGUAAUUAGCAAUAAGAAUGCAUGCGUCUUGAUGCGUUCUUGGGAGUUCUCGCGCGUCCUUGCAUUUUUUCUUCUUCUUUGUUCUUGCUUUGAUUUGUGAUCAAUCAUGUCAUUUUUGUUCCUCCAGAUUUAUUUUUUUCCUUCAUGUGUUUCUGGGUGGCAAACGAGUGUGCUGGGAAAUUUUGAUUCCUAGUACACUUGGAUGUAAAUACUUGCUGUAUCCAUGCUCUUCCGUACGUACCGGCUCCUCAUGUUGCUUGCUUGUGCUCUGCGUUACAAGUGAGUUUCUUGUUGGUUGAGAAUUUCAGAACAUUAUUGA
Molecule: messenger RNA, 1830 nt
Organism: Brachypodium distachyon (stiff brome)
Lineage: Eukaryota; Viridiplantae; Streptophyta; Magnoliopsida; Poales; Poaceae
Product: protein IQ-DOMAIN 14
Exons: 3
Coding region: 1-1419 (472 amino acids)
Molecular function (GO): protein binding
Source: RefSeq, a predicted model, not a curated record